UCAGACGGUUCAGACGCACGUGUGGCCGCACUGAUUGGCACGAGGCUCUCGCUGCUGGGCUUGUCGGCCAUCAUUUACUACUCGGUUUCUGGUGGCCCUUAUGGUGCUGAGGAUGCAGUCUCCUCUGCUGGGCCGCUGCUGUCACUGGCAGGCUUCUUGGUGAUGCCGCUGGUUUGGUCUUUGCCUGAAGCCCUGAUCACUGCGGAGUUGGCCACCACCUUCCCGAGCAAUGCGGGUUUCGUAGAGUGGGUCACGGCAGCCUUUGGACCUUUCUGGGGCUUUCAGGAAGGUUUUCUCUCCUGGAUCAGCUCUGUCGCGGAUGCGGCGUUGUAUCCCGUGCUCUUCCGUCAGUACUUGGUUCAGCUGUGGCCAAACAUGUCUGGAGGGAUCUCUGGGCAAAUCUUCGUUGCGGCGGUGACGCCCCUUGAUCCGGAUGACGCGGAUCGCUUGGGUUUGUUCAUGUCUAGCGUGGUCUCUGAAGUGGCAUGGUCCGACUUCCUGAAUUGCCUCUUUUGGAAUCUCAACUACUGGGAUACAGCAUCCACUCUAGCUGGAGAGGUGCAAGAUGUCAGCACGACUUAUCCCAAAGCCUUGGGUGUGGCCAUGGUGGCUGUGGUCCUCUCCUACUUCUUGCCGCUGCUUGUGGGGCUUGGCAUCUCUGGUGCUACCUCCGAUUGGCGAAACUGGCAAGAUGGAGAGUUUGCGCUGAUGGGCCGAAGGUCUUGGGUGAUCACCGGCGCAGCCGUGAGUUGCCUGGGCCAGCAGCUGUCGGAGAUGGCCGAGGCGGCCUUUCAAUUGCAAGGCUUGCGCGGGUGGCGAAGCGAGCGGUGCGCCCGCGGCACGGUGCAGGGCGCGUGGUCAGAGAUGAUGUUGAGGUUGAGCGGCAGUUUCCAAGAUGGACCCACACGCAGACUAGUCCUCAGCGUUUUCUCCAGUUUCAACGCCAUCAUCAACAUGCUGAACUCCGUGUACUGCGUGGCGCAGGUCAUUGAGUUCUCAGCCUUUCUUCAUUUGCGAAGAGAUUGGUUUCAAGUCGCCUCACUGCUGGGCUCCAUCCUGUCGCGGGCUCAGCAGGGACGAAGCGGCGAACCGGGGUGUUUGGUUGGGCAAGCGAAUUUGAGCCAGUUCCACAGGUUGGGUCUUCUUCUCUACCAUCUCUUGGAACUUUCCCGGAGAUCCCUGGCCGGUGAGUCCGUCACAAGUCACGAGCAGAAGUCCGGCGGGUGGGAUCCACAGCCACCCUUUGAGAAGGCAUUUGGGGGGGGUGGCCCAAUUCUGAAGAUAGGACGAGGAUGGCUGACCUUCUAUAGGUGUCCACCCGGCGGCUUAGAGGACAUCCUCGCCCAGCGGCCGAACGAGUCCCUUUGGGCACUUGGGCCGAAGGUGGAGUCGCUGGUGGACGAUGCCAAUGACACCCAGGCGCUGCCACUCUCCUGGCGCGCGGAGCUCUCGCAAUCUCUGGGGCGCCUCUAG
Molecule: messenger RNA, 1473 nt
Organism: Durusdinium trenchii
Lineage: Eukaryota; Dinophyceae; Suessiales; Symbiodiniaceae
Source: the annotation of a GenBank genome assembly